This is a messenger RNA of Trematomus bernacchii (emerald rockcod), 3693 nucleotides long. It is a transcript of the gene spartb, whose product is annotated as spartin b. The record is from RefSeq and is a predicted model, not a curated record. The transcript is spliced from 8 exons. The coding region runs from base 281 to 1942 and encodes 553 amino acids. Gene Ontology annotation, biological process: negative regulation of BMP signaling pathway; cell division. NCBI's taxonomy places the organism in Eukaryota, Metazoa, Chordata, Actinopteri, Perciformes, Nototheniidae. Gene Ontology annotation, cellular component: plasma membrane.
CACAUCAUGUUCCAUGUGAUGUUUUCGUGUUGAAGCAAAGCGAUACAUCCUGUCACGAUACUUUGGCUUUUUCAACAGUAUAGAGAGAAGUCUGUGAAACAUCCCUUCUCUACAUUAAGUGGACUUGAAAAGGUCCGUCGUCACGUCCAACACAUUACGUUAAGACAGAGGCAGAAGUCAACGUUAUUCGGUGGCAAGAGGGAUCAUUUUUGACAACUACGUAACGUUAGCUACAAGCUAAUCAAGCUGUUCUUCUGAGUUGUUCACUUACCGGGAGGGAAUGGAGAAAGCUAAACAAGUUGCAUUUGACAGUGCCAGACUCCAAGUGAUCAAAGAUGGCUAUGAGAGGGCCUUUGAGUGCAUAAAUAAAGGACUGUCUGUAGAUGAAUCCGGGGACAAGUCACAUGCCCUGGAGCUCUACAAGCAGGGGAGGAAGCACCUCCUCAGGGCCAUCAGUGUGCCAUCCCAGGGAGACGAGUGUUACGGCAGCUCCUGGGAAUCAGCCAGGCAGAUGCAGCAGAAGAUGCAGGAGACGCUGGACAACAUCACCACUCGACUGGCCAUUCUGGAGACCAGCUCUGACCUUGGAUCUGCACCUACACUGAACACGAGCAGUGGAUCUGACCCUGAUGUUGCAGACACGUCUAAAGAAGGUCUCUAUCCAAAACUUUCUUCCAAAAACAAACCAGAUCCACCAAACCAACUUUCUGCUAGCAGCCAGGCAGCAGGGGCUGUAGGAGGCGUGUCUGCCUGCAGCAGUAAGGGUCUCCCCCUCUCACCCACCAGACAGCCUGUGGGUCCAGUGGAGAAGCCUCCAGCUUACUCUCCUGAGGCGGCUAAAGGCCACCUGUCUGUCUCAUACGGCACAGAUGAGGGGGAGUUGUCUUUGGUUGGGGAAGAGUUCUACAGUCGUACGUCUAACUCAACACCAUCUCCCCAAAGUAUGGGUGAAGAGGGAGAGGAGCUGAUGUACAUCCCUCAUGGUGUACAGAUAUUCUUUGUCACGCCUGAAGGUGAGGUGAGCGCUCCCUCUUACCCGGGCUACCUGCGGCUGGUGAAGUUUACCGGUGACCAAUCCGACAGAAUGCCCAACCGCCCACCAGCUUUUCUGCAGGUGUGCGACUGGCUGUAUCCUCUCAUGGCCGUGGACUCCCCCGUGUUGCUGUGUAACACUGGUGUGUUUAUGUUUCCGGACAUGAUGGCGCCGGCUCCAGGUUAUUAUGUCGGGGUGGUGCUGUCCGCUGAGCUGUCUGCUGCUCACAGAGAGCUGUUCCAGGACCUGCUGUCCCAGAUGACAGAUCUCAGGGUACAGGCUCCAAAAGAAGCUGCAGAGACCAUUAAUCUCAGUCAGAAGGUGUCCAUCGCUACGCCUCAGGAGACUGCAACAGGGGUCACAGAGGAGGAUGAGAACGACGAGGAGAAGGCCCUGCCUGAGUGGAGUGAAAAGGUGGCAAGCGGGAUCCUGACAGGUGCGUCCUGGCUAAGCUGGGGUCUGGUGAAAGGAGCUGAGUUCACAGGUCAUGCCAUCCACAAAGGGGCAUCUAAACUCCGGGAACACAUCACCCCGGAGGACAGACCCACCAACGUCAGCCCCACAGUCUCCAAAGGCCUCCAUGUGGCCAAGCAAGCGACAGGGGGUGCUGUCAAAGUCAGCCAGUUUCUAGUGGACGGGGUGUGCACCGUCGCUGGCUGUGUGGGGCGGGAGUUGGCUCCACACGUGAAAAAACAUGGAGGCAAGCUGAUCCCAGAGUCGAUGAAGAAAGACAAGGACGGGCGUUCUAACAUAGAUGGAGCCAUGGUGGUGGCUGCCAGUGGAGUGCAAGGGUUUGCGACAAUGUGGACUGGUUUGGAAGUAGCAGCAAUAAACAUCACUACAAGUGUAGCAUCAGAGACCGUCACCACCGUGAAACACAAAUUUAGGGGUCUACAAAACCAUCUUUGACCCACCUAAAGAGAAUAAGUGACAUGUUUCCUAACUAUAGGAAGCUAUUCAACUUGUUUCACCACUAAUCACUAAGACAACUUUUUUUAAUGAAUUGGCUGUUGCUCAAAGCUUUAUAAAAUCCUUGAUGCUAUUCUAAUUCACUGCCUGUGUGGCAAUUCACAUGAUGGUGCUGCUUUUCACUGAUUCCUCAAUAUGUUUCUAAUGGUAAAUUCCCAAUUUGCAACUUUUCUGUCCUGCCUUAAAUUCACAUCUUACCGUAAUGUAGGGUUGUGUUUUAGCUAUACAAUGUCUCAUUUUAAGUGAAAGACUUAAUUUGCAAGGUAUCUAAUUAACUGCACCCAAAACAAACAUUCCCAUCUUGCUAUUUUAUCAUGUAAUGGUUUCUUAAUUCAUUUAAACACAUAUCGAUAUUGUGGGAAGAAUACAUAAAAAAGGGAGAUUUUGGACUUGCAUGAGUGUAAUGCUCGCAUAACAAAUCACAUACAGCAUGGCAUCUUUGCAAUCCUUCCACUGCUUACUAAUUCUUCUCAAAUCCUCUGUUUCUCGCCUCUGGCUGUGACCUCUCACCCUAUCUCACUUCUGAUGAAGGUACGGGGCAGCAGCAGGAGAAGCCACAGACAACGCUGUCAAUUCUGCCAUUAAUGUUGGUCGCACUGCCUUCAAUGUUGACAAUCUUGGGAUCAAAGCUAUAGUGAAAAAGACGGGCAAGCAGACGGCGCAUGCCAUUUUGGAAGACUACAAGCGUCCGGAAAAACCAAAUGAUGGGAAGCAAGUUGAGAAAUCGGGCAAAUAGCUGGUAUUACUCUGCCUUAUUAUCUCAGAAAUGCCUUAAAGUAUAAUUCUUAUCAAAUAAAUCUAUAUUUAAUUUUCACUAUUUAUAAAACGUAUUCUAUAUUUAAAAGAUAACUACUGUUCUUUGCAGAUCCUUGAGUUUAAUUCUCUUAAGCACUUUAAUCUUUAUGUAAAAUAAGGUAAAUGGACCUAAAUGAAGAGAACCAGCAGAUUAUAUAACCAAAAUUAAGACAUGGUGAUAUGGUAUGUUGAUACACUGUAACAUUUAGGUAUUAUCAAUUCACUUGAAGGAUAUCAUUUUAACUCUGCUCUUUAUACUAAAACAGCAUAGAAUGGUUAACUACACACUGGAACAUUUCCUAAUCUUCGUAAAGCAUCUGUGUAUUUGAGUUUUUCCCUUGGGGACUGCAAUUUAUAUAAUUUGAAUGAAGGAUGAAAAUCAAUAUCCGUAUGUAUCUUCAGAUAUAACUGUAUCGGACAAGAAAGUGUGUGUUUUCACUGUGUUGUUUAAAAUGAGUAAUCACUGCCUCUUACUGUGCCUGCAAACAUCUAACUGUAUUUAAAACUGAAGCUGUCUAUACAGCAACAUGUAUUUUUGUUCCACCUUCAUUAAAAUGAUGUUUCUUAUGAACUAGGGGUGACUAAAAUGUUAAUGCCUACUGCUAGUCUGACUAGUCUAGGACUAUCUAACCUAAAUGGGUGUUCUGCUACAACAUGAGGUGUGGUCUUCUGUAUAUUGUUUGAUAUAAAAUAAAUCUAUAUUUUAUUUGAAUGGAUGAACUAUUUAGCUGUGAACUUAAGUGUGAUGCUAACUUUGCAAACCAAUUAGUCUUUUUUUUUUAAUGAUCUGGUUUGUGCUCAUUUAAUCCAGCUUUAAAGUCAAAGUGGUUUCAGAUGGCUUUCAGGUACUCGAGUUGAAAUUGUCUGAAAAAAAAUAAAAAAGUUGAAAAAACGCA